AAUAGCAGCACUGUAGAAAUUAUUACACUCAACGGAACGACUUGAUUAGUGUAGUGUCAACAACGCAGCUACUGCCAGCUAGCCUACUUUAGCAGUACUGUAUCAUUUUAAUCAUUUUAGUCAAUAAGAUUCUUGCUACGUAAGCCUAACUUUCUGAACAUUCGAGACGUGUAGUCCGCUUGUCAUUCCAAUUUCCUUGCAUUAGCGUAGCCUUUUCUGUAGCCUGUCAACUAUGUGUCUGUCUAUCCCUGUUCUCUCCUCUCUGCACAGACCAUACAAACGCUCCACACCGCGUGGCCGCGACCACCCUAACCUGGUGGUCCCAGCGCGUACGACCCACGUGGAGUUCCAGGUCUCCGGUAGCCUCUGGAACUGCCAAUCUGCGGCCAACAAGGCAGAGUUCAUCUCAGCCUAUGCCUCCCUCCAGUCCCUUGACUUCUUGGCACUGACGGAAACAUGGAUCACCACAGAUAACACUGCUACUCCUACUGCUCUCUCCUCGUCCGCCCACGUGUUCUCGCACACCCCGAGAGCUUCUGGUCAGCGGGGUGGUGGCACCGGGAUCCUCAUCUCUCCCAAGUGGUCUUUCUCUCUUUCUCCCCUUACCCAUCUGUCUAUUGCCUCCUUUGAAUUCCAUGCUGUCACAGUUACCAGCCCUUUCAAGCUUAACAUCCUUAUCAUUUAUCGCCCUCCAGGUUCCCUUGGAGAGUUCAUCAAUGAGCUUGAUGCCUUGAUAAGCUCCUUUCCUGAGGACGGCUCACCUCUCACAGUUCUGGGCGACUUUAACCUCCCCACGUCUACCUUUGACUCAUUCCUCUCUGCCUCCUUCUUUCCACUCCUCUCCUCUUUUGACCUCACCCUCUCACCUUCCCCCCCUACUCACAAGGCAGGCAAUACGCUUGACCUCAUCUUUACUAGAUGCUGUUCUUCCACUAACCUCAUUGCAACUCCCCUCCAAGUCUCCGACCACUACCUUGUAUCCUUUUCCCUCUCGCUCUCAUCCAACACUUCCCACACUGCCCCUACUCGGAUGGUAUCGCGCCGUCCCAACCUUCGCUCUCUCUCCCCGCUACUCUCUCCUCUUCCAUCCUAUCUUCUCUUCCCUCUGCUCAAACUUUCUCCAACCUAUCUCCUGAUUCUGCCUCCUCAACCCUCCUCUCCUCCCUUACUGCAUCCUUUGACUCCCUAUGUCCCCUAUCCUCCAGGCCGGCUCGGUCCUCCCCUCCCGCUCCGUGGCUCGACGACUCAUUGCGAGCUCACAGAACAGGGCUCCGGGCAGCCGAGCGGAAAUGGAGGAAAACUCGCCUCCCUGCGGACCUGGCAUCCUUUCACUCCCUCCUCUCUACAUUUUCCUCCUCUGUCUCUGCUGCUAAAGCCACUUUCUACCAUUCUAAGUUCCAAGCAUCUGCCUCUAACCCUAGGAAGCUCUUUGCCACCUUCUCCUCCCUCCUGAAUCCUCCCCCCUCCCUCCUCCCUCUCUGCAGAUGACUUCGUCAACCAUUUUGAAAAGAAGGUCGAUGACAUCCGAUCCUCGUUUGCUAAGUCAAACGACACCGCUGGUUCUGCUCACACUGCCCUACCCUAUGCUCUGACCUCUUUCUCCCCUCUCUCUCCAGAUGAAAUCUCGCGUCUUGUGACGGCCGGCCGCCCAACAACCUGCCCGCUUGACCCUAUCCCCUCCUCUCUUCUCCAGACCAUUUCCGGAGACCUUCUCCCUUACCUCACCUCGCUCAUCAACUCAUCCCUGACCGCUGGCUACGUCCCUCCCGUCUUCAAGAGAGCGAGAGUUGCACCCCUUCUGAAAAAACCUACACUCGAUCCCUCCGAUGUCAACAACUACAGACCAGUAUCCCUUCUCUCUUUUCUCUCCAAAACUCUUGAGCGUGCCGUCCUUGGCCAGCUCUACCGCUAUCUCUCUCAGAAUGACCUUCUUGAUCCAAACCAGUCAGGUUUCAAGACUAGUCAUUCAACUGAGACUGCUCUUCUCUGUAUCACGGAGGCGCUCCGCACUGCUAAAGCUAACUCUCUCUCCUCUGCUCUCAUCCUUCUAGACCUAUCGGCUGCCUUCGACACUGUGAACCAUCAGAUCCUCCUCUCCACCCUCUCCGAGUUGGGCAUCUCCGGCGCGGCCCACGCUUGGAUUGCGUCCUACCUGACAGGUCGCUCCUACCAGGUGGCGAAUCGCAUCUCUGCAUGUCUGGCAGACAUAUCAGUGUGGAUGACGGAUCACCACCUCAAGCUGAACCUCAGCAAGACGGAGCUCCUCUUCCUCCCGGGGAAGGACUGCCCGUUCCAUGAUCUCGCCAUCACGGUUGACAACUCCAUUGUGUCCUCCUCCCAGAGCGCUAAGAACCUUGGCGUGAUCCUGGACAACACACUGACGUUCUCAACUAACAUCAAGGCGGUGUCCCGUUCCUGUAGGUUCAUGCUCUACAACAUCCGCAGAGUACGACCCUGCCUCACACAGGAAGCGGCGCAGGUCCUAAUCCAGGCACUUGUCAUCUCCCGUCUUGAUUACUGCAACUCGCUGUUGGCUGGGCUCCCUGCCUGUGCCAUUAAACCCCUACAACUCAUCCAGAACGCCGCAGCCCGUCUGGUGUUCAACCUUCCCAAGUUCUCUCACGUCACCCCGCUCCUCCGCUCUCUCCACUGGCUUCCAGUUGAAGCUCGCAUCCGCUACAAGACCAUGGUGCUCGCCUACGGAGCUGUGAGGGGAACGGCACCUCAGUACCUCCAGGCUCUGAUCAGGCCCUACACCCAAACAAGGGCACUGCGUUCAUCCACCUCUGGCCUGCUCGCCUCCCUACCACUGAGGAAGUACAGUUCCCGCUCAGCCCAGUCAAAACUGU
Molecule: messenger RNA, 2849 nt
Organism: Oncorhynchus keta (chum salmon)
Lineage: Eukaryota; Metazoa; Chordata; Actinopteri; Salmoniformes; Salmonidae
Exons: 2
Coding region: 233-1453 (406 amino acids)
Molecular function (GO): catalytic activity
Source: RefSeq, a predicted model, not a curated record